Molecule: messenger RNA, 1186 nt
Organism: Myxozyma melibiosi
Lineage: Eukaryota; Fungi; Ascomycota; Lipomycetes; Lipomycetales; Lipomycetaceae
Product: Eisosome component PIL1-domain-containing protein
Exons: 1
Coding region: 194-1147 (317 amino acids)
Biological process (GO): endocytosis; eisosome assembly
Cellular component (GO): eisosome filament; plasma membrane
Molecular function (GO): lipid binding
Source: RefSeq, a predicted model, not a curated record
CUCUUAUCCACACAAUUUCCUGCUCUACAAACCUUGCUAUCUCUACACACCAUGUUUGUUUAACUUCCAAUCUAUUGCGUAAUAUCUCUAUAGCACUUCUGCUAAUUUCUUGCUAUGUUAUAGGCAACGUGCUCUCUCCUUCCGCUCGCGGCAGUCGUCAGACGACGUCCCGCUCUCCCCGCUCUCAUCCACCAUGAUCGCCAUACCCUCGCGUUCCCGUUCGCCCCUCAAGUUCCGCUUCCCAAUCCCCAACUCCCCUCUCUCCCGCCUUGUUAAAUCCUUCUCACCCGUGAUCUCGCACUACAAAUCCGCCGCCAGCGCCGCGUGCACCACCGCGCAGCUGCUGUCGGACUGGGGCGAUGUCACCGGCGACCUCGCGGUUUCGGACGUGGCGGAUAAGUUUGGCGUUGUGUUUCACGAGGUUGCGUCGGUGGAUAUGAGGUACGUCAGCCAGCUUGAGGAGUUCAAGGACUCGCUCGCCACCAUCCUCGACGUCGCGUCCUCAAUCAAGCCAGUGAAAGCCCACCAGGCAAAGCUGCGCGAGCAGCUCAACCGCGCCCUGGCCGCCUCCAACAGCGCGUCCUCCCCCACCUCCAUGAGCUCCGGCAGCUCCCAACUAACAACCUCUCAGCUCAUCAAGCAGGAAGAGAACAUCGCCAAGCAGCAACGCAAGGUCGAGCAGCUCCAGCGCGAGAUCGUCCGCGCAGACGCAGAGAGCCUCGUCGCCGACGCGCAGCUCCAGAACGCUACCCGUGAACGUCUCCGCGUGGCGGCGCAGUGUCAUCUUGACGCACUCCAGGAACGCUGCGAGCGAGGUCUCGUCCUGGCGAAAUACGGCCGCCGGAUCGCGAGACUGCUCGACGGCGACGUCAUCGUGCCCGGCCAAUCUAUCCCCGAGUACGGCGGCGAGCGCGCGGCAAGGGAGCUUAUGAGCCGUCUCGAGGACGAGCUGCGUACCUGGCGGCCGGGCGCGCUGACUAAUUGCACAAACGUCAGCCAUACUCUUGUUGACGAGCGUCCGAUUUGCGGGACGGAGGAAGAGGAGGAGGAGGAGGCGAAUGCGGAGUAUGCGCGCUCAGGCGGGUUUGGGGAGCAGUACGCUGCUGCUGCUGCUGCUGCUGCUAGCAUCGUUUCCCCUUUGCGUUGAUACCGUGUCUGUUGUCCUGAGUCUGGUUUCUGUUUCGGG